AUGAGUACGUGGUCUUCCUCCACAGGAGUUGUGCCUUUUGCCAAUCCUACUGGUCACGAACAAAGAAAAACACCAUCACCUUCCAUGGUAGGUCGCAAAUUCUUCGAUCCUGUACUCGUCAUUCCUAGUUUUGCAAUGAAGUCUCCAACAACGAAUGUACAAGGACGCUGCGAACCUCUUCCUCCAACCCCUCAUAAAAUGUGUCCAAUUCGGAUUCAUCAGCUUCUGAUGUUGCUAGACUUACGAUUCGGAAAAGUUGGAAUGUCGGGUGUGUCGAACUCUUCCUCAGCUCGGAAGACAAUAUCGGAGGAUGUACGUUGGUUGUGCAUCGCAGAUCGACGCCCAGAGUCACCUCCACGCCACUAUGAAGCGGCGCAGCGUUCACGAGCAAUGAAUGAAGAAACGUAUAAGCCGUUGUGGUUCGAGCAGAAAGAUGACGACUUCACCAAAACAAAGAUAUUCAUAUCUACGGGGAAAUACUGGGAAGCGAAGCAAACAAAAUUUGAGCAACAAAAAAGAGAAAAUGCGUUUAUUCCUAUAUUUAACGUGUCGAUUACCACCUAG
Messenger RNA from Necator americanus (New World hookworm), 564 nucleotides. RefSeq lists its product as uncharacterized. NCBI's taxonomy places the organism in Eukaryota, Metazoa, Nematoda, Chromadorea, Rhabditida, Ancylostomatidae. The transcript has 4 exons. The coding region runs from base 1 to 564 and encodes 187 amino acids. The record is from RefSeq and is a predicted model, not a curated record.